Molecule: messenger RNA, 485 nt
Organism: Nanorana parkeri
Lineage: Eukaryota; Metazoa; Chordata; Amphibia; Anura; Dicroglossidae
Gene: C1D
Product: C1D nuclear receptor corepressor
Exons: 5
Coding region: 31-459 (142 amino acids)
Biological process (GO): regulation of gene expression; maturation of 5.8S rRNA
Cellular component (GO): nucleolus; exosome (RNase complex)
Molecular function (GO): DNA binding; RNA binding
Source: RefSeq, a predicted model, not a curated record
GUCUCAGUGUGCUGGAACACGCAGGACAAAAUGGACGACGAUGACGUGAAUGCAGAAUACCCUACAGAGAUCCAUGAAUAUCUUUUGGCUUUUGAAAAAUCAGUUGGCAGUGUUGAUGAAAUGUUGACCAAAAUGAUGUCGGUCUCUAGAUCUGAACUUCUACAGAAACUGGAUCCAGUUGAACAAGCAAAACUUGAUUUGGUGUCUGCAUAUACCUUAAACUCCUUGUUUUGGGUGUAUCUGGUCACUCAGGGAAUUAAUCCUAAGGAGCAUCCUGUGAAAGAUGAACUGGAAAGAAUACGAAGCUACAUGAACAGAGUGAAAGAAAUAACAGAUCGCAAGAAAGCUGCCAGACUUGACAAAGGAGCUGCACAGAGAUUUAUAAAACAUGCUCUGUGUGAUCUUACUCCCGAAGAGGACUCUCCAGCCAAGAAAAAGUCCAAAUCAAAGAAAAAAUAAGAGUAUUUUGUCCCUCUUCUGUUUAG